AUGGGUCAAGGUCAAGGCGAGUGUCCCGUCCGCUUUAGAAACACCGGCGGAGGCGGUACCACCAACCGUGACUGGUGGCCCGACUCGCUCAGGCUCGACAUCCUCCGCCAAAACACCAAUGUCUCCAACCCUCUCGAUGAGUCCUUCGACUACCGCGCCGCCUUCCAGUCCAUUGACUACGAUGCCCUCAAGAAGGACAUCGCCGCCGUCAUGACCGACUCGAAGAGCUGGUGGCCCGCCGACUUUGGCCACUAUGGCGGCCUCUUCAUCCGAAUGGCGUGGCACUCGGCCGGCACCUACAGGGUCUUUGAUGGCCGAGGCGGAGGCGGCGGCGGCCAGCAGCGGUUUGCUCCCCUCAACAGCUGGCCUGACAAUGUCUCCCUGGACAAAGCUCGUCGCCUGCUGUGGCCCGUCAAGCAGAAGUACGGCAACAAGCUCUCCUGGGCCGACCUGAUUAUCCUGACAGGCAAUGUGGCCCUCGAGACCAUGGGCUUCAAGACCCUCGGCUUUGCUGGCGGCCGGCCUGAUACUUGGGAGGCGGACCAGUCGACGUACUGGGGCGGGGAGGAUACCUGGCUCGGUAAUGACGUCCGCUAUAACGUUGGCUUCAAAGGGCUCAGCGAGCAUGGUGUUGUUGAUGGCGAUGAGCCAAAGCGACCGAGUAACCACAAGGGUGACCUUCAGUCGCCCCUUGCAGCAGCGCAUAUGGGAUUGAUUUAUGUGAACCCAGAAGGCCCGGAUGGAAACCCUGACCCGGUCUUGGCUGCGCAUGAUAUCCGUGUUACCUUUGGUCGUAUGGCCAUGAAUGAUGAAGAGACAGUAGCUCUCAUCGCCGGAGGCCACACUUUUGGCAAGACACACGGCGCAGCCCCUUCUUCUCACGUCGGCGCAGAGCCCGAGGCUUCCGGUCUAGAGUCACAGGGACUUGGAUGGGCCAAUUCAUUCAACUCAGGCAAGGGAGCAGACACUAUUACUAGUGGCCUCGAGGUCACUUGGACAAAGACGCCUGUCAAGUGGAGCCACAACUAUCUCGAGUACCUCUUCAAGUUCGAGUGGGAGCUCACCAAGAGCCCGGCUGGUGCGAACCAGUGGGUGGCCAAGGACGCAGACGACAUCAUCCCUCAUGCCUUUGACCCAUCAAAGAAGCAGAAGCCAACUAUGCUCACCACCGAUCUGUCGCUGCGCUUUGACCCGGCAUAUGAGAAGAUCGCUCGUCGGUUCCUCGAGAAACCUGAUGAGUUUGCCGAUGCCUUCGCCCGGGCUUGGUUCAAGCUCACCCACCGUGAUAUGGGUCCUCGAGCCCGCUACAUUGGACCAGAGACCCCCUCGGAGGAGUUUAUCUGGCAAGACCCCAUUCCUCAAGGCCCUGCCUCCCUGAGCGAGAGCGAGAUUUCCGCAGUCAAGAACGAGAUCCUUUCGGCAGUGCCCGACGUGUCGAAGCUCGUAUCUGUCGCUUGGGCUUCUGCUUCCACGUUCCGAGGCAGUGACAAGCGCGGCGGUGCCAAUGGCGCCCGUAUCCGUCUCUCUCCCAUGAAGGAUUGGGAGGUCAACAACCCCAAGCAGCUGGGCGAAGUGCUCCAUGCUUUGGAGGGUGUGCAGCAGAGAUUCGGAGCCAACAAGAUCUCUAUUGCCGAUCUCAUCGUUCUCGGUGGCUCGGCAGCGGUGGAGAAGGCCGCGAGUGACGCUGGCGUCCAAAUCAAGGUUCCGUUCAGCCCUGGUCGUGGUGAUGCUACACAGGAGCAGACUGACGUCCAGUCCAUUGCUCACCUUCGACCGUACGCUGAUGGGUUCCGAAACUACGGAAAGUCCGAGGACAAGGUCAAGACCGAGCAUCUUCUGGUUGACCGGGCCAAUCUUCUCACGCUUUCACCACCCGAGCUGGUUGUCCUUGUGGGUGGCCUCCGAGUUCUCAACACUAAUUACGAUGGUUCGUCGUAUGGUGUCCUCACUAACCGUCCUGGCGUGUUGACGAAUGAUUUCUUCGUGAACCUGCUCGACAUGGGCACCGAGUGGAAGGCGGUAGAUGGUGAGCGCUAUGAUGGUGUUGAUCGUGAGACUGGCGGCAAGAAAUGGGUCGCGAGCCGCGUUGACCUGGUUCUGGGCUCCCAUGCUGAGCUGCGUGCCAUCUCUGAAGUGUACGGAAGCUCGGAUGGCAAUGCUAAGUUUGUGAAGGACUUUGUGGCUGCGUGGACCAAGGUGAUGAACCUUGACCGCUUUGACUUACAUGCCUAG
Messenger RNA from Clonostachys rhizophaga, 2232 nucleotides. The record is from the annotation of a GenBank genome assembly. Lineage: Eukaryota; Fungi; Ascomycota; Sordariomycetes; Hypocreales; Bionectriaceae.